AUGGACACUCUGGAUGGUAGUCGGACACCUGACAGACACUCUGGUGGACAGACAGACACCCUAAAAGACGGCCCAAGAGUAACCGAUGUGGUGAUAACGCGCGCCGAGUCCGAGAAGCCCGGGAAGCCCAAGAAGGAGAAAGGUCCCAAAGCCCCCAAGAAGCCCAGAGGCUCCAAGAAGGACAAGCAGAAGGAGAAACCCCCCAAGAAGCCCAAGGAGAAGCCGCCCAAAGGCCCUGCCGAUGGGCCCAAGGGCUCCAAGAAACCCAAGGAAAAGCCGCCCAAAGCGCCCAAAAAAGGGGCGGGCGGGAAGCAGCCCAAGACACCGGCCGUGCUGCCCGAGGAGGGGCCCGAAGGGCCGCGACCCCCCCCACCGCCGCCCCCCCGGACUGAGGAGCCCGCCGGACCCCCCCCGCGGCAGCCGCUUUGGCCCUAUGAGGAGGAGGAGGAGGAGGAAGGAGGCGGGCGGCGAGAGCUGCCGGAGGAGACAGAGCCGCCCACGCUGGACUACAACGACCAGCUGGAGCGCGAGGACUAUGAGGACUUCGAGUACAUCCGUCGGCAGCAGAGACCCCGCAAGCCCCCGAGCAGGCAGAAGCCCCCGCGGGUCUGGCCCGAAGCGGAGAAGCCGAGUGAGUCCGAGCCGCCACCGCCGCCGCCGCCGCCUGAGCGGGACUACGAGGAUGGCUUGGAGCGUCCCGACUACGAUGACCUGGACUAUGGGCUGCCACCUCUGCCGCCACCACCACCAGCAAAGCCSGAGAAAUACCCGGAUAAAGAGGAUGAGAUGGAGACGGAUGAGGAGAAACUCAAGCUGGGGACGCACAAGAAGGGUGGCAGCAGCAAGGAGGAAGAGGAGGACCCCUGGGCAGAGGAGAAGGGCCGUGACCGCAAAGGAAAACCCAAAAAACCCAGUGGGAAGAAGUGGGACCCAGACGAGGACGAGCGGGCGCCUCCAGAGGAGAAGACAAAGUGUCCCCCCAUUGGGCUGGAGUCGCACCGCAUCGAGGACGAGCAGCUUCUGGCCUCGUCCAUGCUGCGCCACGGCCUGGGCGCCCAGCGUGGGCGCCUCAACAUGCAGGCGGGUGCCAACGAGGACGACUUCUUCGACGGCGCCUGGUGCGCCGAGGACGACGGGCGGACGCACUGGCUCGAGGUGGACACCCGCCGCACCACCAAGUUCACCGGCGUCGUCACCCAGGGCCGGGACUCGCAGCUCCACGAGGACUUUGUCACCCGUUUCUACGUGGGCUUCAGCAACGACAGCCAGACGUGGGUCAUGUACACCAACGGCUAUGAGGAGAUGAUGUUUUAUGGCAACGUGGACAAGGACACGCCGGUGCUGACCGAGUUCCCGGAGCCCGUGGUGGCCCGUUACAUCCGUGUCUUCCCCCGGAGCUGGAACGGCAGCCUCUGCAUGCGCCUCGAGGUGCUGGGCUGCCCGCUCUCCGGAAUCAGCAGCUACUACGCGCAGCAGAACGAGGUGACGUCCAGCGACAACCUGGACUUCCGCCACCACAGCUACAAGGACAUGCGGCAGCUCAUGAAGGUCGUCAACGAGGAGUGUCCCACCAUCACCCGCAUCUACAACAUCGGCAAGAGCUCGCGGGGGCUCAAGCUCUACGCCAUGGAGAUCUCCGACAACCCGGGCGAGCACGAGACCGGCGAGCCCGAAUUCCGCUACACGGCCGGGCUUCACGGCAACGAGGUGCUGGGCCGGGAGCUGCUGCUGCUGCUCAUGCAGUUCCUGUGCAAGGAGCACCGCGACGGCAACCCGCGCGUGCGCGCGCUCGUSGCCGAGACCCGCAUCCACCUCGUGCCCUCCCUCAACCCCGACGGCUACGAGCUGGCCCGCACCGCGGGCUCCGAGCUGGGCAACUGGGCGCUCGGCCACUGGACGGAGGAGGGUUUCGACCUCUUCGAGAACUUCCCYGACCUGGCGGCGCCGCUCUGGGCGGCCCAGGAGAGGCAGCGCGGCCCGCCGCGCCUCCCCGAGCAGCGGCUGCCCGUGCCCGAGCAUUACCUGGACGAGGGCGCUGCGGUGAGCGCUGCGGGGAGCGAGGAGGACGAGCGGCCCGAGGUGCGGGAGACGCCCGACCACGCCGUCUUCCGCUGGCUCGCCAUCUCCUACGCCUCGGCGCACCUGGCCAUGAGCGAGAGCUUCCGCGGCGGCUGCCACGCGCCCGACGCCACCCAGGGCACCGGCAUCGUGCAGGGCGCCCAGUGGCGCCCGCGGGCGGGCACCAUGAACGACUUCAGCUACCUGCACACCGACUGCCUGGAGCUCUCCAUCUACCUGGGCUGCGACAAGUUCCCGCACGGCAGCGAGCUGCGGCGCGAGUGGGAGGACAACAAGGAGGCGCUGCUCACCUUCAUGGAGCAGGUGCACCGGGGCAUCAAGGGGCUGGUGACGGACCAGCAGGGCCAGCCCAUCGCCAACGCCACCGUGCUGGUGGCUGGCAUGGGGCGCAGCGUGCGCACAGGUGCUGGUGGCGACUACUGGCGCAUCCUGAACCCGGGCGAGUACCGCGUGUCGGCCCGCGCCGAGGGCUACAACCCCGUGGUGAAGACCUGCAGCGUCCUCUACGACCUGGGCGCCACGCGCUGCGACUUCACCCUGGCGCGCUCCAACUGGAAGCGCAUCCGCGAGAUCAUGGCCCUGCAGAGCCGGCGGCCCCUGCGCCGCCCGGGCCUGGGCCGCCCCAUGACGCCCCGCGAGUACCUGCGGUACCGCCUGCGCCUGCGGCACCGCCUGCGCCAGCGCCAGCGGCUGCAGCGCCCCGAGGGCACCGCGGGUGGCCCGGCGCCCACCGCUGCCGUGGCCGUGCCCUUCUUCAGCAGCACCGUGGCCGUGCCGCGGAGCCAGGAGCCGCCCACCGCCGGGGCAUGGGCCACGGAGAGCGACGACGCGGUGGCCACGGAAGCGGCGGYGGGGACGGCGGCAGAGCCGGCGGGCACGGCCACCGCGAGGCCCUUCACCACGGCCGAGWCCUACACUGUGAACUUCGGGGACUAGGUGCUGGCGGCUCCCGGCGCGGCGGGG
Nothoprocta perdicaria is the source of this 3042-nucleotide messenger RNA. RefSeq names its product AE binding protein 1 (gene AEBP1). Gene Ontology annotation, biological process: proteolysis; negative regulation of transcription by RNA polymerase II. The transcript is spliced from 20 exons. Bases 1 to 3015 code for a protein of 1004 amino acids. Gene Ontology annotation, molecular function: DNA-binding transcription repressor activity, RNA polymerase II-specific; metallocarboxypeptidase activity; zinc ion binding. The record is from RefSeq and is a predicted model, not a curated record. Lineage: Eukaryota; Metazoa; Chordata; Aves; Tinamiformes; Tinamidae.